Gallus gallus (chicken) is the source of this 4320-nucleotide messenger RNA. It is a transcript of the gene CUL1, whose product is annotated as cullin 1. Gene Ontology annotation, molecular function: ubiquitin protein ligase binding. Gene Ontology annotation, cellular component: SCF ubiquitin ligase complex. Gene Ontology annotation, biological process: SCF-dependent proteasomal ubiquitin-dependent protein catabolic process; protein ubiquitination. The record is from RefSeq and is a predicted model, not a curated record. The coding region runs from base 1685 to 3772 and encodes 695 amino acids. Lineage: Eukaryota; Metazoa; Chordata; Aves; Galliformes; Phasianidae. The transcript has 20 exons.
GACCUAAGAGCUGGAAUUCAACAGGUUUACACCAGACAAAGCAUGGCAAAAUCCAGAUAUAUGGAACUCUACACGUAUCCUACUGUCUAAGCCAAUUAAUACUUUCAUUGUUAGUACAAGAUAGUUUUUUAUAUACUUAAACUCAAAAUUGUUUUGUAUUUGACUUAGUCACUUCUAAGAAUAUUUUUUUAUUUUGAAAAUUAGCCUUUUCUGUUUAAUUUGCCUGGCAAAUAAGCGGAAAGAGUCUGUCUGCAAAACUGUAAUGAUGUAUGCGUCUGAGUUUCAGAUCUGAUUAUGAUCAUCUUUGACAACAGAUAUUUAAAGUGAUUCUAUCAAUAGGUCUAAUUUUGAAUCAACAAUACAGUGAAAGAAACGGGAAAAACUUUUCUCCAUUUUUAUGUUAGUUUUUGUCGUUGUGCAGUGGAUCUUAUUUGCAGUGAUAUCCAGUUACCUUGAAAAUUUUUCCUUUCUUAACCUCGGAAUAGUACUUUAUUCUGAGUUGAUUUUAUAACUUUUCAGCUAGUGUGAGGAUGUGCACAAUGGAUUUAUCUUGAAUUUCUAGCUUGAAUCUAAGAACUGUUGAAAUUUUCCAUCAUCUCCCAUGCUGGGAAUGUGUUUAGUAAGCUACUGUUCGAAAGACUUUGGGCAACUUGUUUCUGUCUGGUAAUGUGUAAAGGCCUUUAAUCACUAGUUUCAAGAAGAAUUAUGCUUCUUUUUGUAUUACAGCUUCAGUGUUUGACUUCUGAACUUUGUUUGGAAACUGAGAAAUCCUACUUUUUUGCCCUAUAGAGGAAGAAGUAUAUAAAUGGAUUUGAUGAGGAACCACAGUAAGAUAAAAUUUCUCAUCAGACCUCUGUUUUGCAUCUGUUGGUCAAUGUUUGCUUUCCAAACCCAUUAUAUAGCAGAGUAAGUGCUCCUUAAAAAGAUGGUAGUGUAGCCAAGCAUGUAGACAUCUAUGAUUAGUGAAACAAUAGUUGAAUAUAUUUCCUCUCUUGCUUCAAGCAACUCUGAUUUUUCUUAUUAUUUUUUGAUGUUUUGUUUAUAUAGAUUAUUAUUCUGAUACAUAAAACCAUGUUUAAAGGUUUUUUUCAUACAUACUUGGAAUUGCACAUCAAAUUUUAGUCACUAUUAAUAUAUUUGAGAAGACAAGCUUUGAGGCCAUAUGGUAAUUGGAUCUGUGAUUCUCUGAUCUUUCUAAGACAGAAGUUGGUUUUCUGUAUGUGUGGUUACAUGAUCAGAAUGGUUACAGAAUCGUAUCUGUACCUGCAGACUCCAUGCUCCUAAGGAGGAAAAAAGCGUUAAACAGUCUGAGCAUCUAGAUUACUUCUUUAGUAGAGAUGGGAAGAUGGAAUACCAUUUGGUUUAGGAUCAGAACUUUUCUAAGACUUGAGGUGACUGAUUCCUUGUGCCUAAUAGUGGUAUUGUUCUUGACCAAAUGAAAGAAAUCUACAGAAGUCUGAAAAGUUUCAUACAUAACUGAGCCUUGGAAUGCCUCCUAUUUUAUUAUAUUGGCCCACAAUAUAAGUGGCAUGUGUUGGUGGUAUGGCAGUAGAGUUUGAAACUUCCUGACAACAUUCCAUUGUAUUUUGUUGCUGUGUGGCAAAUGGCAGUUGGAGGGGCAGUUUGACAGAAUGGCAUCUGAAUUGAAAGUGUGUAUGAAGCAAAGGUGUCAUAGAAUUCCUCCAUGUGGGAAAAAAUGACAUCCAUUAACAUUUGUGGACUCUUGCUGAACAUUAAUGGGGACUAUGCAGUGGAUGAUGGUGAGGAUUUGAUGGAUGAAAGUGUGUUGAAAUUCUACACUCAACAGUGGGAAGAUUAUAGGUUUUCAAGCAAAGUACUCAAUGGGAUAUGUGCCUACCUCAAUCGACACUGGGUUCGUCGUGAGUGUGAUGAAGGUCGUAAAGGAAUAUAUGAAAUUUAUUCGCUUGCCUUGGUGACCUGGAGAGACUGCUUAUUCAGGCCAUUAAAUAAGCAGGUAACAAAUGCUGUAUUGAAAUUGAUUGAAAAGGAAAGAAAUGGUGAAACUAUCAAUACAAGGCUGAUCAGUGGAGUCGUACAAUCUUAUGUGGAACUGGGGCUCAAUGAAGAUGAUGCGUUUGCAAAAGGGCCUACACUAACUGUCUAUAAAGAAUCCUUUGAAUCUCAGUUUCUUGCUGACACAGAGAGAUUUUAUACACGAGAAAGUACUGAAUUCUUACAACAGAACCCAGUCACAGAGUACAUGAAGAAGGCUGAGGCUCGCCUUCUUGAGGAGCAACGUAGGGUUCAAGUCUAUCUCCAUGAGAGCACACAAGAUGAAUUAGCACGAAAGUGUGAGCAAGUACUUAUCGAAAAACACCUGGAGAUAUUUCAUACAGAGUUUCAGAAUUUAUUGGAUGCUGAUAAAAAUGAAGACUUGGGACGUAUGUAUAACCUUGUAUCUCGAAUCCAGGAUGGCCUCGGAGAGCUGAAAAAGCUGUUGGAAACUCACAUUCAUAAUCAGGGUCUAGCUGCAAUUGAGAAAUGUGGCGAAGCAGCUCUAAAUGAUCCAAAAAUGUAUGUACAGACAGUGCUGGAUGUCCAUAAGAAAUACAAUGCUUUAGUCAUGUCAGCAUUCAACAAUGAUGCCGGUUUUGUGGCUGCACUAGACAAAGCUUGUGGUCGAUUUAUAAAUAAUAAUGCAGUGACAAAAAUGGCUCAGUCAUCCAGUAAGUCCCCAGAGCUACUGGCACGAUACUGUGAUUCUUUACUGAAGAAAAGCUCAAAAAAUCCAGAAGAAGCAGAAUUGGAAGAUACACUCAAUCAAGUGAUGGUUGUCUUCAAAUACAUUGAAGAUAAAGAUGUGUUUCAAAAAUUCUAUGCUAAAAUGCUUGCAAAAAGACUUGUACAUCAGAACAGUGCUAGUGAUGAUGCUGAGGCAAGCAUGAUCUCUAAACUUAAACAAGCUUGUGGUUUUGAAUACACGUCCAAGUUGCAGCGGAUGUUCCAAGAUAUUGGUGUAAGCAAGGACUUGAAUGAGCAAUUUAAAAAGCACCUGACCAAUUCAGAGCCACUGGAUUUGGAUUUCAGCAUACAGGUGCUGAGUUCUGGAUCAUGGCCAUUUCAGCAGUCUUGCACAUUUGCUCUGCCCUCUGAGUUAGAACGGAGCUAUCAGAGAUUUACUGCAUUUUAUGCCAGUCGUCAUAGUGGAAGAAAAUUAACGUGGUUGUAUCAGCUUUCCAAAGGGGAACUGGUUACCAACUGUUUCAAAAAUAGAUACACAUUACAGGCAUCCACAUUCCAGAUGGCAAUUUUACUACAGUACAACACAGAAGAUGCCUACACCGUGCAGCAGUUGACAGACAGUACUCAAAUAAAAAUGGAUAUCUUGGCACAAGUUCUACAGAUACUGUUGAAAUCAAAAUUACUUGUUUUGGAAGAUGAAAAUGCAAAUGUUGAUGAGGUGGAGCUAAAACCAGAUACCUUAAUAAAGCUGUAUCUUGGUUAUAAAAACAAAAAAUUAAGGGUGAACAUCAAUGUGCCAAUGAAAACUGAACAGAAGCAGGAGCAAGAAACUACACACAAAAAUAUAGAGGAGGAUAGGAAACUACUGAUUCAGGCUGCUAUUGUAAGAAUCAUGAAAAUGAGGAAGGUUUUAAAACACCAGCAACUACUUGGAGAAGUGUUAACACAGCUGUCCUCAAGGUUCAAGCCACGAGUUCCAGUAAUUAAGAAAUGUAUUGAUAUCUUGAUUGAGAAGGAGUACUUGGAACGUGUCGAUGGUGAGAAGGACACCUACAGUUACUUGGCUUAAUGUUUUUAUUAGCAAUUUUCUGACUGUGUGACACUCAGCAAAUAGGUAUGUGAUGGAAAGAAUGAAAGCAACGGAACUUCAUAGCAGCUACCCUGCUGCCAUUUGGACCUCCCUUUUUAAUAACUGAGACCAGGACUCCCCAUCAGCCAGUCUCAGAUUCACAUCAGAACUGCUCAGGAUUGAUACAUUUCAAGUAUGUAAAUAUGGACACCAAUGCCAUUUAACCUAAUUUAAGAACAGAGAGGAAUCAGACCCUUCUCAUUUAAGGGUUGCAUGCUACUGCAUUUAAAUCAAUACAUUGGCUAUAUGAUAAACAGCUGCCUCCACUGGCAGCACUUACAAAUGUUGGCAGCACUUUGAGAGCAAGUCUGAAUGGACCCAUGUGUAAUCUGCUAUGGAAAAACCAUUUGUAUAGUGUGUUUCAUUUUUUAAUGUGUGAUAAAUAAAAAAAAAAAGUUAAAAGAUUUCUGUACAAGUUGCAUUUGGUUUUAUUAAGUUUCAUGAUUUCUAAAUGUAAAUAAAAGGUAUAAUAAUGGUUAUGAAAGCUA